AUGCAGGAGCUGCAGGAAGUUACACAGCAGUAUCUUAGAUGCGCUGAUCCAGUGGAAGCAGCUGCCAGACGCCUGCGAGUUCUCACUGGAGAUGCUGAGGGUUUGAUGGAUAAAACAGCCAACUCCAUCCUGGCGGCAACAGAGGAGCAGAGACGUCCUUUAUCACCCUGGGAACUUGGAAUCAAAUCAGUCAGCCCUCCAGGAAUAGACUUUGAUGCAGCCAUGCAACCGUCAGAUGUGGAAAUCACUCCCCCACCGCCUCCCCGCGCUUCUGAAUUCCACUACACGGUCAUAGAGCCAUCCACCAGUCAUACUGCUCUUUCAAAAGAGACAGGACCAGCAAGACUAAGAUCCCUUAUAGUCCCCGUCGAAACUCAAAGAACUGCAAAUGAGAAUACCCAAGAGUUAGUGGUGAUAGCAGACGAUGAGGAGACUUUACAAAGCUUCCAGAGUAAGGUAAAAUCAAAAGAACCGAAACUACCAAGAGCGAGGUCUCCAAGACAAACCCCUAACAUCCUCAGAGGAGCUAGCUCAAAGAAGAGGAAGCUAUCCCAGCUCCAACGCUCUCCGUGCAAUGCAAGCAAGAACCAUCACGGUUUAUCCACAAAACAGUCUGUGGGAUCAGCCUCAGAGACUGCUGGAGGAAGUACGGAUGGAGUAGCAACCUUAUCAGGAAUCAACCCUGCAAUUUGUCUAAUCCCUGCAAUGAAGAAGCAGAGGCAUACAGGUCAGGCGUCAUCCCCCAAACAGACUACCACUAAGCAAACAUCAGAAGUUAGAGGACCUUCGAGAAAGACACCUACGGUACCGACAAGAAACCCUGCUGUGGGAUCCAAAAAGAAGCAGGAUUUUCGGUCACUCCAGCGCCUCAAAGAGCUCCGCAGAAAGAAAGCUCCAGAUAUCAUCUUCCUGUUGGAGUCAAAAAAUACGGAGGAAAACAUUAGAAAAGAGCUCACUUGGCUUCAAGAAGAAAAUAACUACUUCGUUCCCCCACACUCCCCUGGAGGAGGAGGUCUAGUCCUAAGCUGGAAGAAAGAUGUGGAAGUAGAGGUCCUCUCUUCUUCCCAAAACUACAUUGAUACUAGGAUCUCUUCUAAAGGGAAAGUGUUCUUCUCUACAUUUGUCUACGGUGAACCGGAUCACACAAAGAGAAAUGCUGUCUGGCAAACGCUAUCUAACCUUCACCCCGAGCCUACAGGUCCAUGGUUCCUUACAGGGGACUUUAAUGAACUAAUAGACAACAGCGAGAAAAAAGGAGGCCCUAUUAGAGCAGAAGGCAAACGGGGAAGCCACUUAGUCAGAUGCCGUCUGGACCGCUCCCUGAGCAACCCGGAUUGGACCGAACUCUUCCCAUCCUGCCGUUGUCAGUAUCUCAACUAUGAGGGCUCAGACCAUCGUCCUAUCAUCUCCUAUCUGGAUACCACAAAACGGAAAGGACAUAACUUGUUCAGAUAUGAUAGGCGCCUCAAGGACAAUCAGGAAGUCAAAUCGUUAGUAUCUGAAAUCUGGCAAAAUUGCUCUUACCUUGGAGUGGAAGCAAGACUGGCUUUGUGUCGCCGAGCUAUCUGCAAGUGGAGCAAGAUGUUCUAUGAGAAUAGUAAGAAAAAGAUAGAGGAUCUUCGAGAAGAACUAGAAUCUCAAAUGUCUUGUGACGAUCCUAAUGAAGACAAAAUUCAAGAUCUAAACAAGAAUCUACUUCAAGCCUACCUAGCUGAGGAAGCCUAUUGGAAACAGCGUAGCAGGCAACUAUGGUUGACCCUAGGGGAUUCAAACUCUGGCUACUUCCAUGCAGUGACAAAAGCAAGGAAAGCGAAAAACAGGCUCACAGUGUUGGAAAACAAAGAUGGUGUACCCUUUUAUGAAGAACUGCAGAUCUCGAAACUUGUAUGCUCCUACUAUGAGGCACUCUUCACUGCCAGUCACAGAGGUUCUAUUAGCUCAAUUCUCGACAAAGCUAUUAAACCUUGCAUCUCUUCGGAUUGGAACGAAAAACUCACUAAGGAUCCAACGCCAUCAGAGAUCAAAGAUGCACUCUUUGACAUCCACGCUGAUAAGGCUCCUGGACCUGAUGGGUUUUCUGCCAGCUUCUUCCAGUCGAACUGGGACGUCAUAGGAGCCUCAGUUGUCUCUGAAAUCCAACACUUCUUUGCAACCGGAAUCAUGUCACCUACGUUAAACGAAACACACAUUAGGCUAAUCCCCAAGACACAUGGUGCAAAAAGAGUGGAAGAGUACAGACCGAUAGCGCUGUGUAACGUUUACUAUAAGGUGAUCUCUAAGCUCCUCUCCCUCCGUCUGAAGCCUGUGCUCAACUCGAUUAUCUCCGAAAAUCAAUCGGCCUUCAUCCCUGGAAGAGCAAUAACAGAUAAUGUUUUAAUAACUCAUGAAGUCCUGCAAUUCCUAAAGACAUCGCAAGCAAAGAAACAGUGCUCUAUGGCGGUAAAAAUGGAUAUGUCAAAAGCAUAUGACAGAGUGGAAUGGGACUUUGUUUCACAAGUCAUGACACAAAUGGGUUUUCAUCACAAGUGGAUUAAUUGGGUGAUGCAGUGCAUUACUUCUGUUUCCUAUUCUUUCCUAAUUAAUGACUCAGUCUACGGUUCCGUAAAGCCAUCUAGGGGAAUCAGACAGGGGGAUCCUAUUUCUCCUUACCUAUUCAUCCUCUGCGGGGAAGUGCUGUCGGGUUUGUGCAGAAAAGCGGAGCUAGAUGGCUCACUGAGAGGCCUCCGAGUAGCUCGUGGCAGUCCUAGAGUCAAUCAUCUUCUAUUCGCAGAUGACACCAUAAUGUUCUGCAACUCAUCACCAGAAUGCUGUCGCGCUCUCCAAGGGAUCCUACAAGAGUAUGAGGAAGCCAGUGGGCAGAAAGUCAAUAUUGCUAAAUCCUCGAUAACGUUUUCAGUUAAGACGCCACAAGAAACAAAAGACUCAGCAAAGGAGAUCCUAGGAAUUCAAAAGGAGGAGGGGGGGGGGGUAGGCAAAUAUCUAGGCCUCCCAGAACACUUUGGGAGAAGGAAGAAGGACUUGUUUACCUCUAUUGUAGACAGGAUCCGUCAGAGAGUUUCCAACUGGUCAACACGCUUCCUCUCACGAGCUGGGAAACUCACUAUGCUCAAGGCUGUGCUCACAGCAAUCCCCACCUACUCGAUGUCCUGUUUUUUACUUCCAGUGAGUCUCUGCAAUAGAAUACAAUCAACACUCACUCGCUUUUGGUGGGACAAUUCGACAGGAAAAAAGAAAAUGUGUUGGGUGGCGUGGCCAAAACUCACAAAACCCAAAUCCUCAGGAGGGCUGGGUUUGAGAGACAUCCAAUUAUUUAAUCAAGCGCUUCUAGCUAAAGUGGCAUGGAGAAUUCUUACCUCACCGAGCUGCCUUCUAGCCCGAGUUCUGAAAGGCAAGUAUUGCCACAAGAAGAGCUUCCUCGACGCCCAAGUCCCCUCCGUAUGCUCCCACGGUUGGAGAAGCAUCCUCCAUGGAAGAGACCUCCUGAAGGAUAAUCUGGGAAAAGCAAUCGGCAAUGGUCAGAGUACAAGAGUAUGGAAAGAUCCUUGGAUCUCCCUUGACUCACAAGUAAAGCCGUUUGGUCCGAUUCACGAAGCAAACUUGGAUCUAAGAGUAUCGGACCUCCUAACUGACGAUCUAAAAUGGAAUACAAGGAGGAUUGAUAGUAUCCUACCUGACUUCUCUCGACAGAUCCAGAGCCUACAACCUAGUAGAAAAGGAGCAGCGGAUAUCCAUAUCUGGCUACCACUCAAGUCAGGAGAGUACUCCACAAGAUCUGGCUACAACUCAAAGGUGGUCUCCCAGUUGUCUCCCCACCAAGUUCAAGUAGCCACGGGGACCCCUGAUCAAAAUUUCAGCUGGAUCAAAGACAUUUGGGCUCUUAAAUCAUCCCCAAAACUCAAGUUGUUCCUUUGGUCUAUAAUUCAAGGUGCCUUACCCGUUGGAUCGGAACUACAAAGAAGAGGAAUGAACGCGGCAGCGUUGUGCCCAAGAUGCAAGGCAGUGGAGACAACGAUACAUGUCUUCUGGCAAUGCCCAUACGCGAAGGAAGUUUGGAGUCUUCUCCCCAUCAAUCACUCAGCUCACCUAGCUGAUCUUGGUGAUUUCAAGGAUCUCUUAAUCCAUAACAGGAACACUAUCUGUCUCCCCCCUACAGGAGUGCGAGUCCCAAUCACCCCAUGGGUCUGCUGGCAGCUAUGGAAUGCUCGAAAUCGGCUAAUCUUCGAAGACAGAACCUCCAGCCCUAGAGAUACAGCAACAAAAAGUGUUUCUUCAGCUCUAGAAUGGGACCAAGCACAAGUGUAUAAGAUCAAAGAGCCAAGACAAAUCCCAGCUACCAGAAUCCGAAUCCCAAAUCGCGACGACACUCAUCGAACCGCCUCGUGCUUUGUCGACGCAGCGUGGGAUGGGAAAGCUCUAAGGGCAGGACUAGCGAGUUUGAUCACCACAGAUCCUUCAAUUGGCCCUAUCCCCGACAUGCAGACCAUGGAAGCGGUGUCAUCCCCUCUUAUGGCUGAGGCGCUAGCCCUCCGGCGCGGUAUGGAGAGAGCCUUAGAAGAAGAGAUCACCACCAUCAGAUUCUUCACGGAUUGCCAAACGCUCACUCGAGCUAUCGUCACAAAGAAACAGAUCAAAGAGAUCUACGGUGUUCUCCAAGAAAUCGAGUCUCUGUCUCUCCUGUUUUCUUCUAUCUCCGUUCAGUUCAUCCCCCGUUCACAGAACAGGGAGGCUGAUUUACUUUCGAAACAGACCCUUAAGGCCCGCUGUAGUUCUAUCUCUUCAUCUUCGUCUUUCAUCUUGUAG
Raphanus sativus (radish) is the source of this 4800-nucleotide messenger RNA. RefSeq lists its product as uncharacterized. Gene Ontology annotation, molecular function: nucleic acid binding; RNA-DNA hybrid ribonuclease activity. Lineage: Eukaryota; Viridiplantae; Streptophyta; Magnoliopsida; Brassicales; Brassicaceae. The record is from RefSeq and is a predicted model, not a curated record. The coding region runs from base 1 to 4800 and encodes 1599 amino acids. The transcript is spliced from 3 exons.